Molecule: messenger RNA, 1491 nt
Organism: Dovyalis caffra
Lineage: Eukaryota; Viridiplantae; Streptophyta; Magnoliopsida; Malpighiales; Salicaceae
Source: the annotation of a GenBank genome assembly
AUGGGCCAAAUGGGGAAAAAUGUGAUGGUUUUGUGUUUCAUUAUGUUCUUGUUUCUUGGAGGUGUCACUUCAGUUCCUACUACUACUUCACCAGCAAAGAUUGUUGCUGGGUUUUUCUCAAAUGUCGUGUCUGCUUUCAUGAAGUGGCUAUGGUCUCUCAAAGCCACCACCAAAACAGUGAUCUCUGGUCGUCCAAUGAUGAAGUUUGAGAGUGGGUAUACUGUGGAGACAGUGUUUGAUGGAAGCAAGCUCGGGAUUGAGCCUUACUCUGUGCAGGUGUUGCCCAGUGGAGAGCUUCUGAUUUUGGACUCUGCUAACAGUAACAUUUACAGGAUAUCUUCUUCUCUGUCUCUCUACAGCAGACCUAAGCUAGUUGCUGGAUCCCAUGAAGGAUACUCUGGACAUGUAGAUGGAAAGUUAAGAGAGGCAAAGAUGAACCACCCAAAAGGGCUUACUGUAGAUGAUAGAGGAAACAUUUAUAUCGCAGACACCAUGAAUAUGGCAAUCAGGAAGAUAAGUGAUGCAGGGGUUACAACAAUUGCUGGAGGGAAAUGGGGCCGAGGGAGCCAUGUUGACGGGGCAAGUGAAGAUGCAAAGUUUUCUAAUGAUUUUGAUGUGGUUUACAUUGGAAGCAGUUGCUCCCUACUUGUUGUAGACAGAGGAAACCGAGCCAUCAGAGAGAUCCAGCUGCAUUUUGAUGACUGUGCUUAUCAAUAUGGAAGUGGUUUUCCUCUUGGAAUUGCAGUGCUGGUAGCAGCUGGCUUCUUUGGAUACAUGCUAGCAUUGCUGCAGCGUAGGGUGGGAAUGAUUGUUUCUCCUCAGAAUGUUGCAAUGAAAACAAGCACUACAGGAAUUCCUUAUCAGAAGCCUAUCCAAUCAUUCAGGCCACCUUUAAUCCCGACAGAAGAUGAACAGGAGAAGCAUGAAGAAGGACUAUUUGGGUCCCUUGGCAAGCUUGUCAUCAACACUUGGGCAUCUAUUGCAGAAAUUUUGGGAGGUGUAGUUCCCAGUUUUAGAAAGAAGCCACUCGGCUAUCAAUAUCAAAACCAGCAGCAGCAGCAGAAGCAAUCAACUUCUUGGCCUGUGCAAGACAGCUUUGUGAUACCAGAUGAAGAUGAGCCUCCUUCAAUUGAAACCAGAACCCCAACGCCAAGGAAAACCUACCCAUUCAUGUCGAAGGAUACAGAAAAGAUGCAUCAAUGGCGACAAGGUCAUUCUAUCUAUAGUGGGUGGGAUGGUGAUUUUCAGCAGCAGCAACAGCAACAGAAACAGAAACAGCAGUAUCAUCAUCGGUAUCAAUUCUCUACCCCACAUACUUACUAUGAGCAAAGCUGUGAGAAAACCAAUGAGAUUGUAUUUGGGGCAGUUCAAGAGCAGGAUGGGAAGCAUGAAACUAUGGUGAUAAAGCCUGUUGAUUAUGGAGCUCCCAUACACAACCACCACAGCAUUCGUUCUCGAACCAAUUCUCUGCGUUAUGCUAAUGGGUAUUAA